Messenger RNA from Branchiostoma belcheri (Belcher's lancelet), 3256 nucleotides. RefSeq lists its product as uncharacterized. Gene Ontology annotation, molecular function: O-phospho-L-serine:2-oxoglutarate transaminase activity; pyridoxal phosphate binding. Gene Ontology annotation, biological process: L-serine biosynthetic process. Gene Ontology annotation, cellular component: cytoplasm. The transcript has 4 exons. Lineage: Eukaryota; Metazoa; Chordata; Leptocardii; Amphioxiformes; Branchiostomatidae. The coding region runs from base 647 to 2620 and encodes 657 amino acids. The record is from RefSeq and is a predicted model, not a curated record.
UUAUUUAACGACACCACCAACAAAAAUUCACAUUACCCCGUCAUUACGCACUCUUGUUAUUAAAUUCUUAAACCGAACGUCUUCGUCGACAAUGUGCAAGACACUUAUUUACCUUUAACAGGCGUGUGAACUAUGACACAAAUAAUGAAAGUACAACCCACAUCCUGUUCAGUUCGGAAAAAGCAAACCCCCGAACAGGCCCACCCUUGUCUGUAACAUGCACAAGGUAAACCGAACUUUGACCGGCACUGAAGCGAGCACCUGGCUACGGUCUAAUGCUGCUCCGCUAUCUCAACUUUACGCAGGGUGGAGCAGAAGCAGGAAACCGUUCUUCCAAACAUGGACUGACUUACUUCGGGCAAUGUAGGGGUGUUGGCUAAGAACGUGGAUUUUCAACCUCAGGGAGAUCAGUGGGAAUUUAAAUGUUACAUGAAUCACGUAUUCGGGUCGUCAGCUAAUCGCAAUAACACGUAGACUGUAUACCCACCAAUGGACAGCAUUGUCUUUUAACAGUUCAGCUAUUUCCGAGACUGCGUCACGGGAAAGAUCUAAGUCACCCUCUGGACAGUGUAAACUCGGGUCAUGGCGGCUAGCCCGGCGACGCCCUAAAACUUUUAUCCGUCUGCCAGCGCUGCCAUAAUUCGCAAUGGAAGUCACAGAGACGGCACAGCCUGCCAACUUCUUAACCUCCUUCAAAUGGAGUGAGCGGUCCAUCGCCCUUGGAGUGCUGUUAGAGAACUACCGGCUGCCGCAGGUGGUGAGGGUACCGCGGGAUCACCAGGUGCGGGUCGGGGCCGUGUCCCUGGCCGGGGACCAGCAUGUUCUCCUGGGGGAAGCGCGGAAGGUUCGCCGGGUGGUGGCGCAGGCAGUCGAACUCCGGAGUUUCCUUCCUAUCGGGUCCAAACUCAGCAUUCCCAUGGAUUUCAGGGGGCGCUUCCUGCUGUUGCCGCUAGAGGGCUGGCAGGUCGGGGUACGCCAUUUCGAGACGGUGUCAGAACUGACGGCUUCCUUCCCAGAUAAAGUCUAUGCAAAGGAAGAUAUUCAUCUGGAUGUCUUCGAUGGCAUAGAGAAGACGCCGGACAAGAAAAAAGUCGCCAAGACGGUCAAACACGUCAUUGUUCAGCGCGGUGACGUCCUGACGUUGCUUGCCGUGAAGAAAGCCUACCGGGUGUCUAAGACAACUAAGAAACCCAAGAAAGGCAGCUCCAAGGCGGUGGACUGUUUGAUUUGCGCCAAUCAGAAGAACGAACGUGUGGCCCUGCCCAUCUCGUUCCCAGGCAAGUUCGUGACGGUUCACACCAUUGAAGAGAUCAUCAAGAACUAUCGGCUUCCGGUCAUGGUGCAACUUGUGCAGGGCCAGCCCCCGCCGGUGGACAACUUCACAGGUGUACUGACACUGAUGGAGACCGGUACAGACCACAGCGUACAGGCCAGGCUGGUGUCCGCGGAGGGAGAAAUAGACACGGAGCCGUUCAGAAUCCCGGUCAUCGGCAAGAAAGUUCAGCUCGUCCCUCCUGAAGCGAUGUUACUGAACACCGCGGAGUACAAGCAGAACUUAGCGGACUGGCUAGAAGGCAACUGGCAGGGGCCGCCGGCCAAUGGCCACGUUAGCAACGGCUCUGUGUUAAGAGAAACACCGCGUAACGGAGAUCUCGUGACGGUACAAGCCACCCUGCACCAGGAAACGUCUCCAAAAGAACUGGAGAGGUCAGCGGAGGAUGACGUUACUACGGCCGACGGCAGCAGUCGCGUUGUUUCAAUGGACGGCUCUAUCUACGAGUAUGUCGAGGGAUCGAAACCCCCAGAGGAAAAGCCAGAGGUUCGCCGACACAUUACUCUUGCUGAAAUAGUUCUGGAGGAUUCGUCUACAGACCCUCCGGACUCCCCAAAGGAAACGGUGGAAAGUUCAGCUGACAGAAGCGAGGGCGCACCACCUGCUCCAGACUACCCUGCCCCUCUUCCACCCAUCCUCCCCCCUGACGUCGUCACUCCGCCUGCCCCCGACUACCCCGCCCCUCCACCGCCCCUUCAAUCGGAGACACUCGCCCCCCUCGAAGUCCCACCACCUGUUCCGGAUAAACCUAUCAACAUUCCGGAACGCGACUAUGACCCAGACCCUCCUUCCAUUACCGCACCCCCUCCGGCCCAGUCUGAAGACAAGUACGGUUACAUGAUACCUUUAGACAACGACGGCCUGCCAGUGCGCGACUAUCCACCAGACGACACCCCUUCGGAGACCACGACCACUUCCCCCCUCGCCUCGGCAGGUGGGGCGGCCCUCACUAGCCAAAUACUUGCUAUGCGGCAAAAGAUCCUGUCGGGUGAAAGCAAAACAGAAGAUACCGAGGGUGGGCAAGAAGAUGAUGAAGACGCAGAUGACCCCGACUGGGAGCCACCUAACGACCUGACGACCAUGUCAGCCAGACAAGUCACCAAGUUCCUCCGGUUGGCAGACGUAGAGGAGGAGGCCAUACAGCGGUUCAGGGCCGCGGGAGUUGACGGGAAGAGGCUAGUGGGCAUGCCCAGGGAUGAAAUGACAGAUGAGUUUGAACUCACCUCACAGCAGAGCAAAGACAUCUUCAGCUUCAUACUGGAGUCGCAGAUCGCUACCAAGCUGUAGUGACCAAGCUGACUUAUCAGCGGCUCAGCAUGAUCAAACUUAUGACUUCCAUGCAGUACAUGCAAGCCCAAAAUACAGCAUGUAAUUAUAACGUUACCAGUGCAGUACGGAUCACAAGAUGAUAAAUUUAACGUUACAGACAAAUUAUGCAGCACAAUAAAUGAUGUGACAUUUUGCAAAACAACUUCUUGUUUUAAGAUGUCAAAUGAUGAUCAUGUCAAGUGGUACCCAGUCAGUGUCACUUUUACGCCCGCCGCGCAUAUAGCAAAUAUAGUACAGGGCAGUAUCACUGUAGAGAAAAUCUACCCUAUACUGCCCUUAUAUGCCCAGUUAUAUGAAGUUGUAAAACUUCUUGCCUUCAAAGAAUAACUAUACAUAGUACGUAGUAGAGCCAGGUAUAGACUGUAUGGUGUGAUAUUGUAUAUUAAAUCGCCACCGAUGUAUACAACAAAAAUUAAAGCCUGUACUGCUUGACGGUAUCAGCGUAUACUAUGUCUCUAUUGGCUGCUCUAGAUCUGCUUAAGUAUUCAUAUAAUUUUUAUGAUUUAGCUAUGGUAAUGCUAUCAUUCUAUACUUAUUGUGCAGUACUUUCGCAGAGGAUGUAUACAUAAACAUAUACGCAAAUUGCAAAUAUUA